Messenger RNA from Fimicolochytrium jonesii, 910 nucleotides. RefSeq names its product transcriptional Coactivator p15-domain-containing protein. Gene Ontology annotation, molecular function: DNA binding; transcription coactivator activity. The transcript is spliced from 4 exons. NCBI's taxonomy places the organism in Eukaryota, Fungi, Chytridiomycota, Chytridiomycetes, Spizellomycetales, Powellomycetaceae. Gene Ontology annotation, biological process: positive regulation of transcription initiation by RNA polymerase II. The coding region runs from base 60 to 452 and encodes 130 amino acids. The record is from RefSeq and is a predicted model, not a curated record.
CUCGAGUUCUGGUGGGAUUUCGUUUCUCGCAUCAAAUACACCCACCCCGAACACGAAAGAUGCCUCCAAAACGAGCCCGCAGGGGCACCGCAAAGGAGCCCCACUCCGAACCCGCCUCCGACAACGAAGCCGACGGCGACACAGUCCCGCCCGCCGCCAAGACCGUCAAAACAACCCCCGCCGCCACAGUACAUGCCAACGCCGACGCGCAACAUACCACCCCGCAGGCGUUCAGCUUGCAGCUGGAAGGGAGGAAGAAGUUGAGUAUUUCUCAGUUCAAGGGCAAGACGCUGAUUGAUAUCCGCGAAUAUUAUCUGGAUAAAUCGAGCGGGUCGGAGAAGCCCGGGAAGAAAGGCAUAGCAAUCCCGAUCGAGUCGUGGGAGAUCAUCAAGUCGAAGAUCGGCGAGAUUGACCAGGCGGUUAAGGAUUUGGAGGGUGCAGCGGCGGAGUAGGGGUUUGCGGGUGAUCCACUGAGGCGCUGGUUGUCGUGUGUUCGGAUGGUUGGCAGGUAUUGUAGCGCGAGCCGGCGACAGGUGUUAGAUAUAUAGGUGUAUGAGUAUAGGGGUCCCGGGCGUAGGUCUAGAUUCACUCAGUGCGGCCGUAUGAUUCCAAAAAUGUAUAUAUAUGUAAAACACAAACAUCGCAAUGUUUGCCAGUAUCAUAGCGUCGAACUGUCCGUCCCGUCGGAAAGAUCCAUCCGACCCCUACAGUAACGACCCAACAUCGGCACUACCAAAAUUGGCAAAACCACCUGCCACAUCUGCCCCAAUGCCUCCCCGCCACCACUCGUGAUCGGCUCUACCUUUAGCGUCGACGUCGCCGCGGCCUUCCUCGUCGCCGCCGUACUGCUUGCCCCACUACUCCCCCCACCAAAAGGCGGAACAUGAGUCGUCUCCGCACACCUCGUCCC